Messenger RNA from Arabidopsis arenosa, 1296 nucleotides. The record is from the annotation of a GenBank genome assembly. NCBI's taxonomy places the organism in Eukaryota, Viridiplantae, Streptophyta, Magnoliopsida, Brassicales, Brassicaceae.
CUUGAGAGAUCUUUUACAGUUGAAAAAAGCUUCUCUCUUCACAUGGAUUUAGUGUCUUCAAGAGAUACUUUAGGAGAUCCUUCAACUUCAACAAAAGCCCUUCUUCUUGGUCUCUCUCGUUCUCGGUCUGAUCAUUGCAUCAUCAUGUCUGGAGAAUCAAGCUCUGGUUCUACCGAUCAUUGCAUCAAAGUUGUACCGACACACGGUGGCCGCUAUGUUCAGUACAACGUUUAUGGACAACUCUUUGAAGUUUCCCGAAAGUAUGUCCCUCCUAUUCGUCCCAUUGGUAGAGGCGCUUGCGGUAUUGUCUGUGCUGCGGUGAACUCAGUGACUGGAGAGAAAGUGGCUAUUAAGAAGAUCGGUAAUGCUUUUGAUAACAUCAUUGAUGCUAAGAGAACUUUACGUGAAAUUAAACUUCUCAGGCAUAUGGAUCAUGAGAACGUUAUAACCAUCAAAGAUAUUGUAAGACCUCCGCAACGAGAUAUCUUCAACGAUGUCUACAUUGUCUAUGAGUUAAUGGACACUGAUCUUCAAAGAAUCCUCCGUUCUAACCAAACACUGACCAGUGAUCAAUGCCGCUUCCUAGUAUACCAGCUCUUAAGAGGGCUCAAAUACGUGCACUCGGCCAACAUAUUACAUCAGUACACCGCAGCUAUUGAUAUUUGGUCUGUUGGUUGCAUACUCGGCGAAAUCAUGACAGGACAGCCGUUGUUUCCAGGCAAAGAUUAUGUUCAUCAGCUUAGGCUUAUAACAGAGCUUGUAGGCUCUCCAGACAAUUCCAGCCUCGGCUUCCUUCGCAGUGACAACGCAAGAAGGUACGUCAGGCAACUUCCGCGAUACCCGAAACAGCAGUUUGCUGCUAGAUUCCCGAAAAUGCCCUCUACCGCUAUCGAUUUGCUGGAGAGAAUGCUCGUCUUUGAUCCUAACCGGCGCAUCUCAGUCGAUGAAGCCCUUGGCCAUGCUUACCUAUCACCGCACCACGAUGUGAGCAAAGAACCGGUUUGUUCGACUCCUUUCAGCUUUGAUUUCGAGCAUCCUUCUUGCACAGAAGAACACAUAAAGGAGCUUAUCUACAAGGAGUCUGUCAAAUUCAAUCCUGACCAUUGAGAGAGAAACAUGUUUGAAUGAUUUGAUUCCUUUCUAUAAGUCUGCUCUGUUUGAUCUCAGAUUCCUUUAUAUUGAAUCUAAACUCAUUUUAUCUUGAUUGAAUAAUUGCUAUGAUGAUACACACAUAUUUAUCUAUAUCGUAAGCCCCUGCAGAGCUUAACUUUCUUUAAAUCAAAUUUCUUAAACUAU